Molecule: messenger RNA, 1288 nt
Organism: Dromiciops gliroides (monito del monte)
Lineage: Eukaryota; Metazoa; Chordata; Mammalia; Microbiotheria; Microbiotheriidae
Gene: C5H12orf75
Product: chromosome 5 C12orf75 homolog
Exons: 7
Coding region: 1-324 (107 amino acids)
Source: RefSeq, a predicted model, not a curated record
AUGAGAGACAGCUUGGCCCUAUUUCAUUCCGGUCCCUUUUGCCUUCAGAGCCUGAGCGCCUCUGUGGAAGGAGCAGGUGUCCACCAUCGUGUAGCAUCGAGGGAAAUGAAUCCAGAUGAGACAAUGAAGCUUUCAUUGAAGAAUGGUGUCAAGAACGGUCCUGCUGGAGCCGUUAAAGAUGCGACAGAAGAAUCAAUAACAGAUGAUGAAAAGAGAAGGAACUAUGGCGGGGUCUACGUUGGCCUACCCUCGGAUGCUGUCACAAUGGUUUCUGGACAAACAAAGAGUGCACGAAAGGAAGAAAAUUAUAUCUGGAUGCAAUAAACAAGAGUGUACUCAUCAACAUUUGGAAAGAACUUAGUUUCACAGAAGACUUUCACAUGUUACAGACACUUUCAAGGAGGUUCUGGACACCCCAAAUCCCAAGUGUCAUCGGGCAAAGUUAUAGGUAAAACUUGAAUGCUACUGAAGGUGACAGAAACCAGUGGAACACUGAGCUCAGAAUGUGGAACUGCCCUGUGGUCAUCUUGUGAAAAUCAAAUUCAUCAACUGUCCUGGGGCCGGCUACUUUGGACAGAAAUCUGCCCUGAGACCAGCAGACAGCAUGUUCCUCCUCACCAGGCCCAGAUAGGAGAACUCAUGAAUUACAGUUCACCAAUACAUUUUUUGGGGGGUGGCUUUUAUAUGAUAAAAAUCUUCAUUCUAUUUGUAAUGUCUAAUAAUGAGGCACUGUAAGGGAAUUAAUGAAAAACCAUAUAUUUGACAUCUGUAAUCUUUUAGUGCUCUUGGUACAAAUUGGAUCAAAUUUUUUUUUUGGUUGUUAAAAUCUUAAAUUGAUCAAGUAGUCAUAAAGGUAUGAGGUUCUCAUGGCUAUUUCUUUUAUACUACUGAUUUUUGGGGCCUUAUGAAAGCAUUCAGCUGCUCAAAAGGACUUUCUUUUUUAGAAGGCUGUAUUUCAUUGCAACAUUUUUAAAAAAAAUAAAAUACUGGUUUUGCAUGUCUUGUAAAAAUUUGGGUUAACCUUCUGUUUUCUUUGUAUAAAAGCUCAUUUCCAUUUGAGGCUUCCAACCCAUUCUACCUACAAUAUGACCUUCCCAGAGAAUAUCAUCACAGUAUCAUUUAAUUGUUUGAAACCAGUAAGAAUGACUAUGAUGAGUGGCUAAUGGGCUAUUUGGAAAAUACUUUAUUUGCUAAUAACUGUAAGAUUCUCUAAGAAAUACUCUGCUGUAAUUUGCUAUGGUAUUUACCAAUGUUAAUGAGACAAUUAAAACAUUUAUAUUCCUCUUUA